CGGCGCGGGGCCGCCCGCUGCGGGGUGGGAGCGCGGGAGGCGGCGGUGUUGCCUUCGGGCCGGGCCGCCCCUGGCGGAGGGCGCCGGGUGAGCGCCGCUUUGUGCUGUUUCGCUGCAGGGAAGAUGGCCUCGCGGCGGAUCACGCGGGAGACGUUCGAUGCUGUGGUGCAGGACAAAGUUAAGAGGUAUCGCGUGGACAGGGGCGAUGCUCUGGAAGAGACGAUGCAUCAUUUCAAAGAUGACUGUGUGAGUUUGCAGCAGAUGUGACCUGCUGUUCAGCCGUGGGAUCUGGACACUGGCUGUGAGAACAGCGUGUGCAUGCUUCUGACUUCUUGCAUCAGAGGAAUCUCUGUGGAAACGUUAUGUACACGACAUUGAAAUCCUUCUAGACAGAAAGUAGCGAGCAAGAGGAAAAGAAGCUUUAUGGCAGAACUUGUGUUUCAGAUUUAAUAAACUGCUUUGUAAUGUCUCAUUCAAGGCCAGUCCCAAGACCUAGAUAUGAAGACAGUUUUCAUGACGACGGGAGAUAUGACGAAGCCCAGCAUCAUUCACACGAUGACUGGACUGAGAACCCCAGAGACGAGUAUCCAGGACCUUCUUACAGAUCUGCAAGCCCUCUCAUAAGGAAAGCUAACUACUACCACGAACAGUUUGGCCACCCAGCGUCUCGUGACCGGGAGUUUGGCCACCUAGCAUCUCGUGACCGGGAGUACGGGCAUCCAGCUGCGCGGGACCGGGAGUAUGGGCGCCCAGCAUCUCGUGACCGGGAAUACGGGCGCCCGGCUCCUCGUGGCCGGGAAUAUGGGCACCCGCUGCCUCGCGACCGGGAGUACGGGAGCCUGGCUUCUCAUGAUCAGGACUACGGACAUCCUGACUCUUGGGAAGCUGCUGGACCACACGAAACUGACUUUAGUUCUUCAGAUAUUUUAGGUGAUUUUAGAUCACCGGGACUCAUGGAAGAUGAAUAUGGCAACAUGGAAAAUCAGGAGUAUGAUGUAGACUUUGGAAUUCAAUCUGACACCGAGUUCCGACCCCCAGUACAGAGGGGCAGUGUCGGCAGGGGAAGAGCCCUGCGAGGAAAGCGUAUUGCAAGGGGCACCGCUAAAGUUAAGCUGUUCAAAGGAGACAUCAAAACUCCCCUAAAGAAAUGGAACGUUAAAAAACCGCAGCCAGGCCCUGAUCAGAAGCCAACUGUGCAACCUGAUCAAAUGCCAGACACUGCUGACCGACCUAACCAGAGGCCGGUGGCCGUCCAGCGCCCUAAUCAGAAGCUGCCCCCACGACCUAAUCAGAGGCCGGCUAUAGCAACCCCAGGACCUCUUCUCAGGCUCCCAAAGCCCGCACAUGUUUUCAGAAAUCUCAAUUUUGACCUUGUGGACAAGUCUGACAUUUUUUCAACGUUUGGAAUACAGAUCAUAAAGUGGGCUGGAUUUCACACAAUAAAAAAUGAUGCGGAAUUUUCCCGACUCUUUGGAGCUCUCUUUGAGCUGGAGACAGAAACCUGUGCAAAAAUGCUCGCUUCGUUCAAAUGCUCCUUAAAGCCAGAACACAGAGAUUAUUGCUUCUUUACUAUCAAGAGUUUACAACAUGCUGCUUUGAAAACUCCCAAGGUGGACAAUGAGUUUCUAAAUAUGCUGUUGGACAAGGGUGCUGUGAAAACAAAGAACUGCUUCUUUGAAAUAAUAAAGCCUUUUGAUAAAUACAUAAUGAGGCUGCAAGACCGCCUGCUAAAAGGUGUUACGCCUCUGCUCAUGGCCUGCAAUGCUUAUGAAUUAAGCAUUAAGACAAGCGGUUUUGGUAACCCCAGAGAAAUGGCGAGUGCUUUUGAGACCACUGUUUCUCUUUGUCGUAAGUCUUUAGCACUUCUGGGUCAGACCUUUGCAUUAGCAUCUGUUUUCAGGCAAGAGAAAAUACUUGAAGCUGUUGGGCUCCAGGAGAUGGCUCCAGCACCAACGCUGUUCCCAAACUUCGAUGAUUCGACGCUGUUUGGAAGAGAGUACAUCGAAAACUUGAAGGCUUGGUUGGAGAAAAGUGGGUAUCCAAUUCAGAUGAAAAAAACUGAGGCAGAGUCCACAGUCCAGCUUAAAAAACCCUCUCCUGACACAAAAGUUAAAAUCCCACAGCGAGCUGAUCGGAAAAUUGUAGAAACGAUUGACCAGCUCGUGAAUAGCAUUGUUUCAGGAACCUUGUCUGCCAAAGAGAGAAAUGCUCAAAAGAACUGUCCUGAAUAUUGGUUCUUGUCUGAUGAAGAUAGUCUAGAAUACAAAUAUUACAGACUGAAGUUGUCAGAGAUGCAAAGACAGACAUCGUCAGGAAAGGAAGCAGGUGGUGAGGGCAGAACACUAGAAGAAUCUGCAACAGAAUCAGUCAGGGCCAUGUUGUAUGCCAGGAAAGUCGCAAGUAUUAAGAGAAGGCUAUUCAAAAGGAAAAGGAUUGGAAUUAUUGCACAACGUGGAAUUCGAGGAAGGAAGGUGAGGAGAGCGACCAUAGGGACGCAGACUUUGCUUUCAGCUGGUACAGUGCUGAAACACCAAGAGAAGCAUCUUCAAGGUUCAGUGCAAUCAGAGCCUUCUGUAUCAGAAGCCAACGCGUCUGAGAAGAAUUCUUCUCUUGAUGCAACCUCAUCCUCACAGUGUGGCACCAGUUCAGAGGUCCCUCUGCCAUCAGAAGAAAGGAUAGAUUCAGAGGAGUUGUCGGCACCGUCUGAACUUUUCCCAUCGUUGCCCUGUCAGUUUCCUGAUGUGGAUGCUAAAACGAUGGAAACUGCUGAGAAGCUUGCCAAGUUUGUUGCUCAGGUAGGACCAGAAAUUGAGCAGUUCAGCAUAGACAACAGUGCAGAUAAUCCAGACCUUUGGUUUCUACAGGAUCGAAACAGUUCUGCUUUCAAGUUUUACCGAAUGAAGGUCUACGAGUUGUGUCCAUCUAUUAACUUCAGUGACGUGAAAGAAGCAACUGAUGCUGGGGAAGAUGCUAAACCUGAAGAGAGAAACUUGGAUAUUUCCGAGGAGGAGGAGGAAGAGGAGGAAGAAGAGGAGGAAGACAACGAGGAGGAAAUGGAGUUUGAGGAGGAUGUUUCCCGACCUUUGGAAGAAAUGGAGCAAGCUGAGGAGGGAGAAGAUGAUGAUAUCUCAGCAGGUAGAAGUGUGGAAAACCUUGCUGAAGAGACGAUUUCCAAAACAGGAGAGGAAAUUUCAACAGGUGAAACGCAGCUGGCUACGUCAUCUGAUGAUGCUACGCCCAAUCUGUCAACACAGGCAUCAGCUCCUGCUCCUGGAACCCUAUUUCCCCGCAAACGCAUCAGCAGCAAGUCUCUGAAAGUUGGUAUGAUUCCUGCAUCUAAAAGGAUAUGCCUCAUAGAAGAACCGAAAGUUCAUGAACCUGUCAGAAUUGCUUAUGAUAGGCCUCGUGGCUGCCCCGUUACAAAGAAGAAGAAGAAACCAAAAGAUUUAGAAUUUUCACACAAGAAACUGACAAACAGAAACGUAGGUUUCCAGAUGCUUCAGAAGAUGGGCUGGCAAGAAGGGCACGGCCUGGGUACACGAGGAAAAGGAAUCAGAGAGCCUGUAAAAGUGUAUGUAAUGGGAACAAACUACAGAAAUCUGACAGCUGUGGAACAGGCUGGGAUUCUAGUAGUAACUAUUUCUAUCUUAACCCUCCUUGAUGUGGCCAGUUCCGUGUUUUGUUUCCUUCUUGAUGUGGUCUUUGGCCUCAGCAAAGUAGAGCGUGGGGACUUCACGCGUUUUUCUGGGCAGGCUGAGCACAGUCUGCUCUGGAAGUUGGCUGUUCCUUGCUGUGCAGUUUGACAUCACUGAAGUUGCAGUGUGAACGCUGCAGCGCGUGGACGCUUUCUAAAGAUAUAUGGGUGCCCUUAUUAUUCAGGAGAUGUUUUUGUUUGGUGUAUUUAGUUUUGUUUUUUUUUUUAAUACCUACUGUCUUGGGGAUCUCCUUGCCAACAUGCUAGGUACGUAAGAUAUAAAUAGACUUUGGGAAUAUCAUACACAGUACUCCCUAAGUUUAGGCAACAAAAUUGUUUUCACUGUAAAUAUGUGAUUCAUUCCACUGCAUGCUGAAAGAGGUAAGUGCAUCUGCCAGAAGGUAAGUGUGCUUUUUACUUUAACAUGUACUUCUGUUUUUGAAUCUUCACUUUGUCUUUUAAAGUUGUUGCAUCCUGUGUCUAUUGCUGGAGAAUGGAUAUCAACUCCCUGACUGAAUAAUGAGGCAGAAUCAAUUUAUUUGCCUCUGAACCCAUAUGCCAAGCUUUCCAAUCCAUACAUGUAAUUUGUGGGUUAACAUUCUUUUCACGCCUUUGACAGUACUGCUCAUUUUAGUUGGUGUCAUACUUCCAGCUGUUUGCUUUCUCUUUUUGUUAUGGUUCCCUGUGGUCCAGUGGCCAUUACUGUAUUUUUUCCAUUGAUCUUUCAUCUGCAGCACGGGGACAGUGAGAAAGCAGCUUACCUCUCCUCCAGAUCUCUUGUGCUCACAAGUGUUAGAACCUUGGGUUCUUAACCUCAAGACUUGUUGGGACCAAAUAUGAGUAACAUUUUCAUUUCUGUAGCUCCUGGCACAAGUCUUGCUGCACAGCUAAUAAUAAGCUAUUUAAUUGUAUUUGGUCUGACAGUUAGCCCCUGUUCUAGAAUUUUCUGUCCAUCUUAAGGACUGCAUUUUUAGUAUGUGAAAAUACUGUUUUUCCAGUUUGAGUCCAUUACUUUAUCACUCUUGGGAAGACGUGCAGAGUAGUGAAGGUUUGUUUUUCUUACAAAAACUUGUUGAUCUUUCUGUAAAGUAGAGGUAAGUCCAUAUAUUGAUUGUUUUCAUGGUGUCCACCUCUCUUUACUUUCCAGUCAAAGUCAUUCUUUGGAAAAUACUUUAAGAUGAUCUCAAUAGGAAUGAAACCAGUGCAACUUAACACUUUACUUUCCUGUUGCUUUGUUGCAGUGCAGGGUGUUUGGUUUUUUGUUCCGUGUAGUUAACCUGUAGCCUCCACCCUUACCUCACCUUUCAAAGCUACUGACUCUUCUACUGAUGACUUGUUUAAGUCUGCAUGCUGUCUCAUCUUCUCUUAGCAAAAGGUGAUGGAUUAGUAAUGGUAGACGCUCCAAUUCUAGCUUAUCUCAAACAAUGUAUAUCUAAAAGUAAUAUAUUCAGUUAUAUCAGUUGUCUCACAGUGGAACUCGAGGCUCUUUUUUAUUGGAGAAGCUUAAGGCUUUUCUUUGAAAGGCUGCUAGGACAACUCAUAUUUUUGUUACUGUCAAAGGAACAUGAAUUGAGCGGUGGCCCCUCAAGGAAAUGAUGGCUACAAAUGCUUUGAUUGGAGUUUCAUACCAAUCUUAAGUUACUCUCCACUGCCUUGAGAACUUGGUUGCCACAGCUAUGCAUUUGACCAGUUCAGAAGAAAAAACAGUAUCCAGGAUUUGUAAUGUCGACUGUAAAGUUGAAUUAGCUUGUUAGAGUCUGUGAAUAUUCUCCUAUAAUUGCACAACAACCUGCUUGGCUCAAAUGGUCCUGUUAUUACAGGAUUUAGAUAAGAACCAUUUUUCCUUAUUCUAUUUAAGGUUCUCAGAUUGAUUUUAGUACAUGGGUCAAAAAGUUUUCCCAACUUCAUGUAAUGAAAUCUUUAAUAGGUAAUUGUAACAUGAUGAACCCAGAGGAUAAAGCUGGCACAGAGGAUCAUUCCUGUGGCAGAAUUUUCCUUAAUCUUAGCUGUGUAAUGUCAAUGUUCUAUGCACAAACCUGGAGAAAGAUGUUUUUGUUAACUGUUUGUAUCUGCUCAUUCUUGCGGGUCAUCCACUCCCAUCUACUUCCAGGAUAGAAAGCUGUUUUGAUAGUGUUGAGGCCUGCCUGCUUCUGUUGUCAUGUUUGGGUGAAGAGAGAUAAGUUAACUUACAUAUAUGUAUCUUUAGCUUGCUUUGGGUACUAGAACUCUCAAGCAAGCAGCAUUACGUUCCCUUGGUAAAAAUGUCAUCGUUCACCCAGAGUUACGUGGUGUUUCCUACUUACUCCUCAAAGUCCCUAACUUCUGCCACUUUUGAAAUGUAAGAAACAAGGCGAUUUUUGCCAUCCUUUCAACGGAGGAUCUUAUCUACUCUGAAUAAAGUGGUUAAUGCAGCAGUUCAUGUAAGAAUUGGAUCUGUUAGAUAACGCUAUCUUCACCAUUCCCUCAGUAUCAUGGGAGUGUUUUCUUCUAGUGGGUGUUUGCAUGUGUGAUGGGAGGUGGGAACUGUUUAAUAGUUGAUGUCAGGCCGAGUCUCUGCUCCCUUAAAUGAAGCAGUUACUUUUCCCUCAGGUUGUGUCUGUUGGAAGGUAUUGUUUAGAUCUCUUCUGCACAUUGUCAAAUGUAACAGGAACAGUAUGUUCUAACUAUUCAUUUUACUCCCUAGGGGUGCUACCUCUGCAGGGGAGGGCUUGGGUGUUGCAGGGGAAGAAAAUAAAGAAGAUGCAUUUGAUGUUUUCCGUCAAAGAAUGAUACAAAUGUACAGGCAGAAAAGAGCAAGUAAAUAGGUAUGUGCAAUGGACAAGUCUGGUUUGUGAAUUCCUGCAAACAUUAAAAUACCAGGUUUUUGAAGUCUUCUUUUGCCAAGAAAAUAUUGUUUCCAUGAGUAUAUCUGGCUUCUUAGCGUUUCAUGAAAACUCAGACCUACCUUGAACUGCUGAAUUACCCCAAAUCUUACUUUCUAGGUGUGACAUAAGAGACUCGCUCGUUAGAAAGUGCACGGAUAUGCAAAGGCUGCUGUGUGAAAGUCUUCGGCAGAGUGUGCCAGUAUGAAGAACGCUCUGUUCUAGAAUAGUGGAUUCGAACACUUACGUAUUAAUUUUUUUUCUUCCAAGAUUAAAGUUAGUCUUGUAUUUAAUAGUGCAAGCUAACAAGUUGGAUGCCCUCUUCUGAGGGAGAAACAACUGUUUUUGUUCUCGGAAGUGCCACUUUACCUCGGUCUUUGGCCAAGUUUGCCUGUUUUGCAACGAGGCGGCUUACUACCAAGAGAAAAAGCAACAUUGCCAUUACGACUAGCCUGCUUUGGCUCCGUUCCUUUUGGAAGCCAAGAACCUUCUCAAAUUAAAAACUUAUUACAAGGCAGUUCAGUUUAUACUUCACUACAUUUUGUUGAUGGGCUAAUCUUCUCAUCUGCUUUUCGAGUCUGCAUAAAGCAGUUUCCUUUCCUCCACACACCAGUUUCAAGAAGAAUCUCUACCCACCUGCUUAUUUUAUAUAGGAUUCUAUACUUGAAGUAUAGGAUGAAUAAGUGAGUUCAUCUGAGUCUGAGAACACUAAAAUCUUCCUUGAAAACAUUGGCUGCAAAGGUUUUCCAUUGCAGCAAGCAAGCAGUACAUGUUUUACGUGUACUUUUUGAUUUUACACAAGCUUGCAGCUCUUGUUCAACAAAUUCUUGAAUAAUAUCUUUCCUUCUCAAGGAAGUGUAAGCCGUGACGAGGUGUGAUUUGUGUGUUUGCAGAAAAUACUGAAGAAAAUACUUGGAAAUCAAAUAAAAGUCAUCUGGAAGUGGAUCAUCAGUUUUGUAAGACCAUCAGUUUAGAGAGUAAUUUCUGUUUCUAUUAAAUAUUGGCUUUGUGGAAGUUCUUUCAUUGAAAAAUCCCAUGAAAUGAGACAGAAAGCUUGUAAUUCCUGAGGGACUAUUUCAGAAUUUACUGAGAGAGAAGACUGGAUUAAUCUACUCUGCUUCAACAAAAAGCAGUUCCUAACUUCUUGGUGAAGAUAUGAAAGAUUUAGCAGUGUUACCACAAAUAAACGUUCCAAGUCUGAUCAUCCAUUUUUUCAGACAAGCACAUCAACAAGAGCUCUGUGACUGGAUUACUGAAAGUGGCAGAAUGUAAUGCACCUUUUUAGCAUACUUCUCCAUCUUUACCUUCCUAAAAUUAUUUAAAGUCUUCACUUGAAUGUUACAGUACCAAAACCUACUUCACUGAAGUUCUCUUUAAAGAGUUUAUCUUGAGCUGACGCAUGUUUUGCUUAUUAGGAGUCAGUGCUGUCUUGCUGAUGUUUUCAUCCUGCAUCGUGCUUCUUUACAGAGCAAAGAGCUUGUGCACUCCACCGUAGUGUGGCAGCAUCUCAAGCUCCUAACUGACAAAUACACAAGAAAAUGUGCUCUUCAGUUAUAAACUUGCCUGUGCCUGCUGUUUAAAGAACAACAUUAUAUUCUCUCCAUUAAAAACCCUGCUGGUUGAAAGGGAGUGUAUUGGUUUUCAUUCUAUAGCAACAAACUUUUUCUGGCUUGUAACAACCAUCAUCAAUGCAAGUUUUUUCCUUAUGGUAUGGGUUUGUGAAACUAAAAGAAACAAUGUUAUGUUGUGGUGUAAUUUUCUGAUCACUGUUUUAGUUGCUUUGAAGCACACUGAUUGCUAAAUAAAACCAUAAUGGCAGGUAUAGAAAAAUACCACACUGCUAGUUCUGUUUUUCCAUGAACAUCACUUGUCUUCACCUUUACGUUAACAAGAAGCUGAAGCAUGAAGACCGUAAAUACAAAUAAGUUUACCUGGUUAUCACAUUUGAUUAAGACAUUUGAUGAGCUAGAGAUUUCCUGUAGGCUUUGCUUUACUUGGAGAUGCUUUAAAUUCAUAAAUGUUUUGUAGCUACUUUAAAGGUCAUCAGUUAUGGUAUUUGGCAGUACCUGUUAAGUUCCCAGUUGGGUGUAUUCCUCACUGCCUCUCUUCUGUGGCUGGUUAGCAGUUAUGUAAUGUAAAACUUAGCCUAUCGAAAAGGAGAGUUAAUCAAUCACUGUCUGUUUUACAGUGACAGUCUGGAACAAAUGUUGUUGACUUCUGAAUUAUUUCUCAAAAGGGAUUAGUUUUUCUCUUAGUUUCAUUGAUGAAGCUGCCAGUUCUGCUGUUCACAAUUUUUAUUUCCUUGCAAACUUCCAGUUAACGUCUUCUUUAACAUUUACAUUUUGGUAGCGUUCUUGAUUAUAUGUUGCACUACUUGCAGAAAGGCACAAGGCAGUGUAGUUUGAAAUCCAGUCUCUCACCUGUAUCAGCAUUCUGCGCUGCUCUGAUUUAACCUGAGUUUGGGUGUAGUACCAUUUGGGGUGCCUUUGCUAAACACCUACUUGCCCAAUCUGGGAAAACUCUUGGUAUCCAGAUUGGAAAAUGGUACCUUCCUUUCAGAUUGCAGUUCAAUUUAGAGUGUAAUGCUGUCUUGAAACUAAACGUGAACAUUGGGAAAAUCUUAAUCUGCUACUCUGGAUGGCUGUAGUCAUAGUAUGGUCUAUCUUUCUUGUGCCAAACUUUAAUUUUGGACAAGAUAUCAACAGAGCAGUAUUGGUGCUUAUAUUCCAGUGUUGCUCUCACGUGAGUUACUAUUUGCCACUUCUAUCUUGUGUUACCAAGAGAUGACCUUAACGCUCCUUUUGCAAAAGGAAUUUCCUUUUAUUUUGACCUGCUUUUGCAGGCAGCUCUGAUUUGAAAAUUUAAAUAUGUACAUAUGAAACGUUUGUUAUGCAGAUACAUUGCCUUGUUGAAAGUUUACUAGCUUCUUUUCUGUUAUUUUAGUUCCAGGCUCUCUUCCAUGAAGACUGCAAGCUUCAGUGAACAUUUUAACUAACUUCAGUGGUGUGUCUACUGUCUUUUGUUUGGUUUUUUUGUUGUUUUGUUUUGUUUUAUUUUUUGGUUGGUUGUUUUUGUUUUGCCAUUAAUCUUGCAGAGCAAUUUGCUAGUUUCUGUUCUGUGCAAAUUGGCAGUAGUGUUUAGCUAGUAACGUUAGAUGCUUAUGUUAUUGGGUAACUGACAUUUCCUUUCAGUGUAAGUAAAGCUGUUAGCAUUGUUAAUCUUUUAAUAUCUGCAAUAAAUGUAGAACUAAACACUAUAUAGUUUAAAUGUUUUGCUUGUGAGUUUGGCCCUUUGUAAGAGAUAUGCAUCAUUUUUGGCACUAACAAGUGGAAUUGAGAUUAUGCAGUGUUAUAUUAAUGUAAAGCAGGAUUGUAGUGUGUGAGGGAAGGAAGGUCCCUCUGUUUCUGUGCUGCUAAAAGCUUCUGUUGAGAAUAGCCACUAAAUCAUUUCUUAGUUACUUCUUCACGUGGCUUCCAGUGUAUUAAACCCAUACACAGCAGUGUUACUCUCCACAUGAAUGCCAGAACCAUUGUGCUCCAGUUAGAAUGCCAGAGUUUUACCUUUUAUUCACAGUUGUUUCCAAUUUUCUUCGUGUACUGACUUUAAGACAGCAAAACCUUCUUUUUGCAUAUAUGUGUGUGGUUUAUUGUUGCCUUUAAAUUCGAAUUCCUUUUUUAGAUGAGAUAUGAGGAGGAAAAAUGCAGCAAACUGAAAUUUAGCAAUUGUGCAGCCACAUUCUAUUGAGAGGUGAAGUGAAAGUAUUUAUUUGCUAAGGAUAUGGGCUCGGUCUCCUGUCCCUUGCUUUUACACUGAUGACUAUGACAAAAUUUACUAGACACGCUCAAGUCCCAGCUCUAUCUUUUUCCUCUUUUUCCUCCUUUUCCUUUAAACACUUAUUACAUGUAAGGACUUGGUUCUAGAAGAAGGGAUGUUUGCUCUCAUUGGAGAUAAAUGAGGAGAUCGCUAUUUUGGGGAGGUGUUUUUAACAGAAUAAAAGAUCUAUAGUCAAUAAUACACCAUUUGGAGUAAUUGUGUUGAAAUAAUAUGAAUCUUUUUUUUUUUUUUUUUGUCUCUGAGGCUUUCCUUUGGUGUAAUAUCAGUGACAUUUUUCCUAUUUAUUGUUUGUUUUUUGACAACACUUCAUCGUCCUUAGUAUGAACACUUCAUCUGUGCUGAGAUGUUACUUCUCAAAAUCAAUGUACGGUACUUUUUUUCUAUUGAUACUCCGUUUUGCUUUAAAGUUCAUCUUGAUGUAUCAUGCUCAAAGGAAGUCUGGAUUCAGAAAUUCAAAUGUUAUUUCUUUGAAUUGUUUUCUAUGCUACAAGCAGGUAUAUUUUCUAAUUAAAAAUAAAUUCUUCAAA
Molecule: messenger RNA, 10916 nt
Organism: Numida meleagris (helmeted guineafowl)
Lineage: Eukaryota; Metazoa; Chordata; Aves; Galliformes; Numididae
Gene: SUGP2
Product: SURP and G-patch domain containing 2
Exons: 9
Coding region: 465-3803 (1112 amino acids)
Biological process (GO): RNA processing
Cellular component (GO): nucleoplasm
Molecular function (GO): RNA binding
Source: RefSeq, a predicted model, not a curated record